This is a messenger RNA of Cajanus cajan (pigeon pea), 1361 nucleotides long. RefSeq names its product NDR1/HIN1-like protein 12. Lineage: Eukaryota; Viridiplantae; Streptophyta; Magnoliopsida; Fabales; Fabaceae. The record is from RefSeq and is a predicted model, not a curated record. Gene Ontology annotation, cellular component: plasmodesma; plasma membrane. Gene Ontology annotation, biological process: defense response to other organism.
GGUUUAUGAAUAUUAUUGUUGAGAAACUAGAGUCCUGUGCUCAAAGAGCAAGUGAUCCAAUUCCAGCUCUCCUUUGCGACUUUUGUGAUCUAUUAAAGCAUCUUUAGUCUUUAGUGAGAGUUGGUUGUUUUACAGUAAAUCUCAGAGUUAGUGAAACUGUUAAUGUGGAAAAGAGAAAGAGUGAGCACUGUAGUAAAGAGAGUUGCUUUGGUUAUACAAAUAAAUGUUAUAUAAAGUUGAGAUCCCACACCAGAGACACACUUGUAUGUAUAAAUGUAAAAAUAUGAAGUAAACUUACGCAUCUUAAAGUCCAUACUCUCACUUCACACACUCUCUGAAUAGCGAAAAUGUCGAAGGAGCAAGGAUCGAGUGGACCUCGACGUGCAGUGUGCACAGGCAUCACCAUCUUCCUCCUUCUAGCUGGCAUCACUCUCCUCGUCCUCUGGCUCGUCUACCGCCCCCACAAGCCCCGCUUCACGGUGGUCGGCGCCGCCAUCUACGGCCUCAACGCCACCACCCCGCCGCUCAUGUCCACCACCAUGCAGUUCUCCGUCCUCAUAAGGAACCCCAACAGGCGCGUCUCCCUUUACUACGACAGGUUCUCCGCCUUCGUCUCCUACCGGAACCAGGCCAUCACGCCGCAGGUCCUGCUGCCGCCGCUCCACCAGGGCAAGCACAGCUCCGUCUCGGUGGCUCCGGUGAUCGGAGGCACGCCGGUGCCCGUGUCCCUGGAGGUUUCGAACGGGUUGACGGUGGACGAGGCUUACGGGGUGGUGGGUCUCAAGCUUAUAUUUCAGGGAAGGCUGAGGUGGAAGGCUGGGGCCAUAAAAACUGCGCAUUAUGGACUCUACGUGAAGUGCGACAUAGUUAUGGGUUUGAAGAAAGGUUUGGUGGGUCAAGUUCCUCUCCUCGGAGUUACACCUUGCGACGUCGAUGUCUGAUUAUCAUUUAUCACUAUCUUCUUUCUCUCUACAAUUCAGUGUAAUAAUGUGUAAUAUCUACUACUUUUAUUUUUUUUAUUCCCUUUCUAACCGAUAUAUAAACUUAGGACUAAGGGGUUUGCCUUUUGAAUUCGGUGUGUUAGAGAAGGUAGAGAUUGAAAGAGUUUCCAAGUUGCAGUAUUUGAGGUUAUGUUACUAUAACAUUUAGGGACCAGAAUUACAGAGUCUGUUUCUUCCCCUGACUCCAAAUUCUUUGUUUUGGGUGUGGAGUUUACAACUUUAUUUUCCUCAGUUGAGUUUUGCUACUGUUGUUGGUGUGUUCAGCAAUGGAUUGGGGACUCCAUGUUUGUGAAACAUCAGGUAAAGUUGUAAAGCCUAUAAAUUGCAAUUCAAUAAUUGAGCAAGUCUUGCAUGCUUGAA